Molecule: messenger RNA, 1926 nt
Organism: Neopsephotus bourkii (Bourke's parrot)
Lineage: Eukaryota; Metazoa; Chordata; Aves; Psittaciformes; Psittacidae
Gene: FLOT2
Product: flotillin 2
Exons: 13
Coding region: 127-1773 (548 amino acids)
Biological process (GO): protein localization to plasma membrane; regulation of myoblast differentiation
Cellular component (GO): plasma membrane
Source: RefSeq, a predicted model, not a curated record
GAGGCCACGGCGCUGGAGCUGGCCCGCUGCGGGGCACGGGUUGUGCUGGCGACGCGCAGCGCCCCGCGCGGGGAGGCCGCGGCCCGGCGCAUCCGCACGGAGACAGGGAACCCAGAUGUGCGAUUCAUGCAUCUGGACCUGGCCAGCCUGCGCUCGGUGCGCGCCUUCGCCAGCGCCUUCCUGCGUGAAGAACCCCACCUGCACCUCCUCAUCAACAACGCCGGGGUGAGCGCCGGGGGCACCACAGAGGAUGGCUUCAGCCUGGUGUUCCAGGUGAACCACUUGGGGCACUUCCUGCUCACGGAGCUGCUGCUGGAGCGCCUGCGGAGCUGCGCCCCGAGCCGCGUGGUCAUCGUGGCCUCCAGCGCCCACCGCGCCGCCCGCCUGCGCCUCGACGCCUUGGGGAGCCCAUCCCCGGGGCCUCUGGGUCCCUUCCAGGACUACUGCGACAGCAAGCUGGCCAACGUGCUGCACGCCCGCGAGCUGGCCGCGCACCUGCGGGGCACCGGCGUCACCUGCUAUGCGGUGCACCCAGGUGGCUGUUGUGGCUCUGAUGUCAAGCAGUACGUGUACGGAGGCUGGGCCUGGGCUUGGUGGUGCAUCACUGACACCCAAAGACUGUCUUUGGAGGUUAUGACCAUCCUCUGUCGCUGUGAGAAUAUUGAGACGUCGGAGGGGGUCCCACUGUACGUAACAGGGGUUGCACAGGUGAAGAUCAUGACCGAGAAGGAGCUCCUGGCUGUGGCCUGCGAGCAGUUCUUGGGGAAGAACGUGCAGGAUGUGAAGAACGUGGUCCUUCAGACCCUGGAGGGACACCUGCGCUCCAUCCUAGGUACCCUGACAGUGGAGCAGAUCUACCAGGACAGGGAUCAGUUUGCCAAGCUGGUGCGGGAGGUGGCAGCUCCCGACGUGGGUCGCAUGGGGAUCGAGAUCCUGAGCUUCACCAUCAAGGAUGUCUAUGAUAAAGUGGAUUACCUGAGCUCCCUGGGGAAGACUCAGACUGCGGCUGUCCGGAGGGAUGCAGACAUUGGGGUGGCAGAGGCUGAGCGAGAUGCUGGCAUUCGGGAGGCACAGUGCAAGAAGGAAAUGCUGGAUGUCAAGUUCAUGGCAGAUACCAAAAUAGCAGAAUCCAGACGGGCUUUUGAGUUGCAGAAAGCUGCCUUCAGUGAGGAGGUCAACAUUAAGACUGCAGAGGCCCAGCUCGCCUACGAGCUCCAGAGCGCUCGGGAGCAGCAGAAGAUCCGGCAGGAGGAGAUUGAAAUCGAGGUGGUGCAGCGCAAGAAGCAGAUCGAUGUGGAAGAGAAGGAGAUCAUCCGCAUGGAGAAGGAGCUCAUUGCCACCGUGAAGCGGCCGGCCGAGGCCGAAGCCUACCGCAUCCAACAGAUCGCCGAGGGCGAGAAGGUGAAGCAGGUCCUCCUCGCUCAGGCAGAAGCAGAGAAGAUCCGGAAGAUCGGGGAAGCGGAGGCUUUUGUGAUCGAGGCCAUCGGGAUGGCGGAGGCUGAGCGGAUGAAGCUGAAAGCUGAAGCUCUGCAGCAGUAUGGAGAGGCUGCCCAGCUGGCUCUAGUGCUGGAUGCACUGCCUGAGAUCGCUGCCAAAGUGGCUGCUCCCCUCUCCAAAGUGGAUGAGAUCGUUAUCCUCGGGGGAGAGAGCAACAGCACCAUGUCGGAGGUGAACCGUCUGCUGGCCGAGAUCCCUGCCUCCGUGCGUGCCCUCACCGGUGUGGACCUCACAAAGAUUCCCCUGAUCCAGAAAGCCACCGGAGCCCAGGCAUGAGGCUGGCCAAGCCAAAGCUAAUGAAGAUCACUCCCUGUUAAUGCACUCAGACAUCAACUGCCUUCAACACGUGGGAAUUCCUUUUAUAUCAAAGACAAUCAGGGUUUCAUUUCGAAGCUCUGGUGCCUUAUUUUGUAGGGCCAGAAGGUUGCA